AAUCAGUAGUUUGAAAUCCAUAGAAAACCAUGAAACCAGUUUCUCCUCGUGUAAUUCUUUAAUAACAAACCUAUGUACGACUAUACGGUGGUGAGACGUUCAGGUAAAAAUAGAUACACGUUAUAAAAAUUAUCAAACCGGUAUCCUCGAGUACAUACACUUGUCUAGCACUGUGUUCUUUCGAAGAAUGCUGCAUCGAGUAACUAGUCGUUCAUUUCAUUUUCAACUAAGUAAUCAGUUUUAGUUUGUUUUUAUGAAAAAGUUCGCAAGUUGAGUGUUCCGAAGUGCGAGUUCGAUAUACGAUAUUUUUAUUAUUUGCACGUGAAUCGAAUUCGAGUUUUAUUGUAGGUAAGUGAUUUUUUUGAUCGGUUUUCUUUAAAACGUAAUACAAAGUGUUAAAAAUAAAUUUUCGCUGUGCUUGUUACUCAAUUUUGUGAAUAUCUACGAGUUUUAUCACCAACAUAAUUCGUUUAUCAACUCAAUAAAGUAAUUUGUGAAAUUGCCAUCAGACCAUGAUGCGGAUUACAUCGAAAAUCUAAUUUGAAGAAUAUCCAAUUAAUUUUUAAAAAUAAGCUGCAGUAAUCGAUGGGAUCAAUAAAAAAUUACAUUCAAAUUAAAAAGAAACUCAAUCUGUUUACAAGUGAAGACGAAUACAGUCAUAUUUACAGACGAAAAUCACUAUGGGAAAUGAUGAGAUUAUCGUUUGCCAUUAUGGGCAUAGAAUUCACGUACGCAGCAUUGACGGCGUUUGUUUCGCCUGUGCUUUUGGAACUCGGUGUAAAUUACCAACAAAUGACGAUGGUUUGGGCCAUCUCACCCAUUAUAGGAUUUUUCCUGUCGCCUAUUAUGGGUUCAUUAAGUGACCGGUGUCGUUUGAAGUUCGGCAGAAGGAGACCUUUUAUGAUUGCGUUUGCUAUUAUUAAUGUUAUGGGUCUUUUAUUGAUUCCGUAUGGAGAAUCGUUCGCGGAAGUUGUAAAGCAUAUAAUGCCAGCCACGAAUAGCUCAACUCCGGCUGAAAUUGCGAGAAUAGAUAGACUGGAAGCCUGGCAAAUUACUCAGCGACACAUCGCCAUUGUGAUAACAGUAAUCGGCGUCGUGAUCGCUGAUUACACUUCAGACGCGUUACAAAAUCCUAGCCGAGCUUAUCUAUUAGAUGUUUGCCGAGCGGAUGAUCACGCCAGAGGAUUAACGACGUUUACAGUUUUAGCUGGACUGGGUGGAUUUGUCGGAUAUUUAAUGGGGGCUAUAGACUGGACGAAAAUAAAUAUUUUUGAUUUUUUCCAAGGGUCGUUAUUCAACGGGCAUAUACAAGCAUUCUAUACCAUGACCGCUGUACUGUUUACAAUUUGCAUAUUGAUCACCAUAACCACCUUUAGAGAAGUUCCGUUGCCAGUCGUAGAACUAAUUGACAUGUGCCCCGACGUCAUGGAAAAUGGCAGAGACAUCAUUCAAAAAGAACUAAAAGAGAUUACACCUAUCAUUCAAAAACCACAAUCGUACGGCGUCAGCGAAGAAAUAGUCAAUCAUGAUCAAAAAUCCGUUCCUACUUUGAAAGAUUAUGUGAAGUCUAUAUUUUGCAUACCGUAUUCGUUAAGAAUACUUUGUAUAACGAAUCUGUUUUGUUGGAUGGCACAAUGCUCUUAUUCGUUAUAUUUCACUGAUUUUGUUGGAGAAGCAGUCUACGGAGGUGAUCCCAGUGCUCCAGUUGGUUCUGAAAAGAGAACUUUAUACGAAGACGGAGUCAGAGUAGCAUGUCUGGGGAUGGCCAUUUAUUCGUUAUCUUGUAUGUUUUAUUCGUUUGGUAUCGAGUCGUUGGUUAAGCGUUUUGGGUUGAAAAAAGUCUACGUGGGUAGUAUCCUGGUCGAUGCUGUUGCUUUAUUGUUGAUGGCUGCAUUCAGAAAUAAGAUAGCCGUUAUCAUAUUAUCGGCACUUUGCGGUGUAUUAUACGCUACAUUGUUCACUGUUCCUUAUAUUUUAAUCGCCCACUAUCACUCCACCGAUGUGUUCGAAAUAGAUUCCUGCGGUGAUCCUAUUCCUCAAAAGCAAAUUCGAGGCUUGGGAACUGACGUAUCUGUGAUAGGAUCGUGCAUAUUUGUGGCGCAAUUUCUACUUUCAAUCUGUAUGGGAGGUAUCGUCGCAUACACGCAGACCACCACGGCAGUCGUCAUUACCGGAGCUGUACUGGCCAUUUGUGCUGCUUUUGCAGCUUCCAAAGUUAUGUAUUUGGAUUUAUAGAUAAAGUGAAUCGUUCUAGUGUGCGAACGAAUAGUUAAUUUAUUAUCGUCGUGAUUUUUGACCACUGUGUUGGAAAUUUAAUAAUUUGCCUUCUUAUUAUAGUUGGAUUAUUUACCAACGAUUACCUUUAUAAAAUGCAUAUUUGUAAUUUUGUACGUGUACAAUACCUACUUAUUUUUUUUUGUUUUUUUUUUAUAUGUGCCAUUCGUGUUUACCUAUAUUGUUCGGAUUUUGUUGUCGUCUUUGUAUUUAAUCGAAUACAGUUUUCAAUUUUUGG
Molecule: messenger RNA, 2512 nt
Organism: Planococcus citri (citrus mealybug)
Lineage: Eukaryota; Metazoa; Arthropoda; Insecta; Hemiptera; Pseudococcidae
Gene: lovit
Product: loss of visual transmission
Exons: 11
Coding region: 586-2235 (549 amino acids)
Biological process (GO): transmembrane transport
Cellular component (GO): membrane
Molecular function (GO): sucrose:proton symporter activity
Source: RefSeq, a predicted model, not a curated record